Paraglomus occultum is the source of this 552-nucleotide messenger RNA. The record is from the annotation of a GenBank genome assembly. NCBI's taxonomy places the organism in Eukaryota, Fungi, Glomeromycota, Glomeromycetes, Paraglomerales, Paraglomeraceae.
AUGUCGUCUACUACAAGAGCACCACAACAGUCUAAAAUGUCCUCGGCUGAAAUGCUUUCUAUAUUCGCCAGUGUGCCUAAUUCAAUGUUCGAAUCCACACCAAAACGCCCCAGAAAACGAGAAUCAGCUCCAGUCGGUCCCAAAACCAAGAGAUCCCGUGUUAGCAAAGACAAAGGCUUGUUAGACAAUGUUGAAGAUCUCUUCGAAUUGAGCAAGCGUCAACAGACACGAGAGAAAUUGUGGAAGUGGUUAGACGAGGAUGACACGAAGGAUGAUAUGUACAUUAGCGAUGGAGAUAUGAAAGUGGAGGGUAAGCAUGUGAGAAGGAGACGCAAAGAAACGAUAGAUCAGCAGCCCACGGUUCUCGAAGACUAUGUCGAAAGACCAGGGAAAGAGCGUGGAAAGAAAUUCAGAAAGCAAAGGAUCAAAGGUGACUUUGUAGACAAAGACCCGGAUGAUGUUACGAUAGAGUAUAUACCUAAUAAUUUUGAAGGUAUUCCUGAGAUCAAGUUUGAAUCUGCAAGGGCCGAAUUUAAAAAGUUUAAAUACUAA